Messenger RNA from Cicer arietinum (chickpea), 519 nucleotides. NCBI's taxonomy places the organism in Eukaryota, Viridiplantae, Streptophyta, Magnoliopsida, Fabales, Fabaceae. The record is from RefSeq and is a predicted model, not a curated record.
AUGGCCUAUGUUAGACUACUCCUCUCUAUUGCAGCCAUCAUACAUUGGUCUCUGCACCAACUUGACAUUAAAAAUGUUUUUUUGCAUGGUGAUCUUGAAGAAGAAAUGUGUAUGGAGCAACCACAUGGGUUUGUUGCUCAAGGGGAGUCCUCUGCCAUGGUUUGUCGACUUCAGAAGUCUCUCUAUGGUCUUAAACAGUUUCCUCGAGCUUGGUUUGACAGAUUUUGCACAGUAGUGCAACAUUUUGGAUGUUUGUUUCCAAGAGGUAUGGACUCUUCUCAACUCAAGGCAUCAACUAGUUAUUUUCAGUUACCUAUUAUUCUUGUUUUUGUUAUCUUUAAGGUGCUGAGGAAAUCUAGGACUUUGUUUAAUGCUGGAACUAGUGACAUAAGGAUUAGCCACGGCUUUAACCGUGGCUUAUUCACGGAUUCAAAUUUUUUAGCGAUGUUUAGCUAUGGACAAAGCGCGGCAAAAGGAGUUGUGAAAGAGGCAUACAAAUUGAUACCAAGCUUAAUGUGA